Messenger RNA from Aureobasidium musti, 1581 nucleotides. The record is from the annotation of a GenBank genome assembly. NCBI's taxonomy places the organism in Eukaryota, Fungi, Ascomycota, Dothideomycetes, Dothideales, Saccotheciaceae.
AUGUCGAUACACGCACCAGAGAUCCCUAGGAUGCACGAUGGGGAGAAGAAACCUUCUCACACCCAGGAGAGCUACGUUACCACGGACAUCGAGAGUGGUACUGUACUCCCUGAGUACGACCAAAAUGGACCGCUCGAGUUCGAGGAANAGAAGGACCUCAAGCGUGGCUUGAACCAGAGAACUAUUCAGAUGAUUGCCUUAGCCGGGACUAUUGGAACUGGCUUGUUCUUGUCCUCAGGCAAGGCUAUCUCCAGAGCUGGUCCGUUGGGAGCCUUUCUCGGAUACACCAUUGUUGGCUUCCUGUGCUCAGGGGUUGUCAUGUCCAUCUCAGAAUUGAGUGGAGGCGUCACUCGUUAUGCCGAAUACUUUGUCGACCCCGCCCUCUCCUUUGCCAAUGGUUGGAACCAAGUCUAUGCAAACCUGAUUAGCGUACCUGCGGAAUUGUGCGCCGCUGCCGUCUUGUUCGAGUUCUGGACAUCAUCUGUUAGCAACGGUGUCUGGAUCACUGUUCUCGGUGUAUGUCUCAUUGCAUCCAAUAUCGCCUUCGUCCGGAUUUAUGGCGAACUCGAAUUCACUUUCGCUACGUUUAUCGGUUUUGCAUAUUGGAAGCACCCCGGGCCUUUCGUUCAGUAUCUAGGCGUGUCUGGCUCGCUGGGACGUUUUCUCGGGUUCUGGACUACUCUGAACAAUGCCGUCUACUCAUACUCGGGAAUUCAAAACAUUUCCAUCGCAGCCUCCGAGACGCAGAACCCACGCAGAAACAUUCCCAAGGCAGCCAAGAGAAUUUUCGUGCGCGUAUUGCUCUUUUACGUCCUCACUAUCUUCAUGGUCGGUCUCGUGGUGCCUUCCAACGAUAAGCACUUGCUGAAGUCCACUGGUACUGCUUCGCAAUCGCCUUUUGUCAUUGCUGCAACUCGAGCUGGCAUCAAGGUCGUUCCAUCAAUCAUCAAUGCAGUCAUCCUGACUAGUGCUUGGAGCUCUGGCAAUGCUAGUAUGCUCGCCGGCUCUCGUAUUCUCUACGGCAUGGCAAGAGAAGGCCGCGCACCCAAGAUCUUCAAGAAAACCAACCGCUUCGGCAUUCCUUGGGUCGCCGUCAGUUUGUUCGGCAUCUUCUUGUGUCUCGCAUACUUGUCGCUGUCUAGUGGAGCUAACGUGGCUUUCACCUGGCUGCAGGAUCUUGUUGCUGUGGCGGUUAUAGUAGAUUGGAUGGUCAUUUGCGCGGUAUACCUCCGCUUCUACUACAGCAUGAAGAAGCAAAACAUCUCCCGUAGCGAGCUCCCGUGGGCUGCUCCCUUGCAACCAUAUCUUGCAUGGACUUCGCUCAUCAUCUUUGGCAUUUUGCUGCUGACUGGUGGCUAUGUUACCUUCAUGCACGGGCACUGGAACACUGAGACUUUUGUCUCGAGUUACUUCAACAUUCCACUGUUCUUGAUCCUGUACUUUGGGUACAAGUUUAUCAAGAAGACUCAGAUUGUUCCUUUGGAAGCAUUGCCUAUUCGCCAUUUCAUUGAUAUCGCGAACGCCAAUCCUGAGGCUCCUGAGUUGCCGAAGAAGGGAUGGCACAAGUACAACUUCCUGUGG